UAUGUAAAGUUUUUUUUUAAAAGUGUACACUUAAUACCACAUACAUAGCUAAGUGGUUAUAUCAUAUAGGCUACACGAACGUGUAAUACAGGUUCUGUUGCCAAACUGCAACGAUGCUUUUAUUUUGAAAGUCGUGAAACAGGCACACAGGGUGAUCAGCUGACUCCAAUGUUGAUAAAGCAAGUUGUCGCCGGUGGAGGAAGCUGAGAUCCUGCUGAUCGUCUCGUUGUUCAGACUCUCCGGGCCGGUGGUUUCAUGCCCAGGGCGACCGAGAGAAGGAGGUGAACACCAGGAAAGGAGCGCUGCCGUCAGCAUGGACAUCCAGACCGAGAGAAGGAGGCUGCUGGAUGGGGAGGCUGGAGAUGAGGACCCCACGGGACUCAUGUCUGAGCAGGAGGCCUAUCUCAGCAAAGUGAAGAACGGCAAGCUGUACCUGGCCUCCUUCGCUGCCGUUCUGGGUCCCAUGAGCUUCGGCUUCGUGCUGGGUUACAGCUCCCCCGCCAUCCCCGAGCUCAGCCGCAUCUCCGACCCGCGGCUGCGGCUCAGCGAAGUCCAGGCCUCCUGGUUUGGGUCCAUAGUGACAAUUGGAGCAGCGCUGGGCGGCCUGCUGGGCGGCUGGAUGGUGCAGAAGAUCGGCAGGAAGCUCAGUCUGAUGUUCUGCACUCUGCCCUACGUCUUCGGCUUCACCAUCAUCAUCGCCGCGCAGAACCUGUGGAUGUUCUACGUCGGCAGAGUGCUGACGGGCGUCGCCAGCGGCAUCACGUCGCUGGUCGUCCCGUUGUAUAUCUCUGAGACGGCCCAUGAGAAGGUCCGCGGGACGCUGGGCUCCUGUGUUCAGCUCAUGGUGGUCUCGGGGAUCAUGGGAGUUUACCUGGCAGGCCUGUUCAUGGACUGGCGCUGGCUGGCGAUCUGCUGCUCCAUCCCGCCGUCACUGGUGAUGGUCGCCAUGUGUUUCAUGCCGGAGACGCCGCGGUUCCUGCUGUCCAAAGGAAAGAGGCGGGAGGCUGAGGAGGCGUUACGCUUCCUGCGAGGGCCGGAUGCUCCCAUUGAAUGGGAGUGCGCUCGAAUCGAGGACGCCUGUGAUGAACAGGGCUCCACCUUCCACCUGUCUGACCUGACCGAUCCCGGCGUCUACAAGCCUCUGCUGAUCAGCGUCCUGCUGAUGUUCUUCCAGCAGAUGACUGGGAUCAACGCCAUCAUGUUCUACGCUGAGAAUAUCUUCGAGCAGGCGCAUUUUAAGGAGAGCGACUUGGCUUCGGUGAUCGUGGCUCUCAUUCAGGUCGUCUUCACCGGGAUAGCAGCUCUGAUCAUGGACAGAGCCGGCAGGAAGGUUCUCCUCGUCGUCUCAGGUGUUUCCAUGAUGAUCAGCACCACAACAUUUGGAGUUUACUUCUACCUGGUGUCCAAAGCGGCCAGCACGGCGGCGGCAGAGCCCCCCCCCGACCUGACCUGGCUGGCCCUGGCCAGCAUGGCAAUCUUCAUCGCAGGCUUCGCCAUCGGUUGGGGUCCCAUCCCGUGGCUCAUCAUGUCUGAGGUCAUUCCCAUCAGAGUGAGGGGCUUCGCUGGAGCCGCCGUGGUCCUCAGUAACUGGGGCAUGGCCUUCGUCGUCACCAAGUCCUUCCAGGACAUGAUGAUCCUGCUGACCAGCGCCGGGACCUUCUGGCUCUUUGCCUGCAUGUGCGCCCUCAACGUCGUCUUCACUGUCAUCUUCGUCCCAGAAACAAAAGGCAAGACGCUGGAGCAGAUCGAAGCCAUUUUCAGAGGGACAUCAGGUCCAUGAAAGGGUCCUAAGCAACGAAAGACCUCAUCCUGAAAAAACUGUUAAAGUGGGCUUUUUUUUUUUAAAUAAACAUCCUCAACAAACAUAAA
Messenger RNA from Fundulus heteroclitus (mummichog), 1869 nucleotides. RefSeq names its product solute carrier family 2 member 8 (gene slc2a8). The record is from RefSeq and is a predicted model, not a curated record. Gene Ontology annotation, cellular component: membrane. Gene Ontology annotation, biological process: transmembrane transport. The transcript has 11 exons. Bases 314 to 1780 code for a protein of 488 amino acids. Gene Ontology annotation, molecular function: transmembrane transporter activity. NCBI's taxonomy places the organism in Eukaryota, Metazoa, Chordata, Actinopteri, Cyprinodontiformes, Fundulidae.